Molecule: messenger RNA, 3365 nt
Organism: Hyaena hyaena (striped hyena)
Lineage: Eukaryota; Metazoa; Chordata; Mammalia; Carnivora; Hyaenidae
Gene: LINGO1
Product: leucine rich repeat and Ig domain containing 1
Exons: 2
Coding region: 460-2322 (620 amino acids)
Cellular component (GO): plasma membrane
Molecular function (GO): protein binding
Source: RefSeq, a predicted model, not a curated record
CGGCCCCUCUCCCGCCGCGGGGCUCCGAGCAGCAUGCGCGGCCGCUGCCUGCCGGCCUCAGCCCUGGCCCCGGCCCCGCUGCGGAGCGCGCCCGGCCUCGACCCCGGCCCCAGCGGCAGAGGCGGCGGCGGCGGCGGCGGCGGCUCCAGGCCGGCCCGGGGCGCGGAACCAGACUCGCCGAGUCCGCGUCGCGCAUCCUGAGCGCGCCCGCCCCUCCGCCCGCCGGGGCCGCGGUCUCCCGCCUCCCCACUCCCGCGCCCUUGCCCCGGCCCCGGCUCCGGCUCGGCUCCCGCCCGCGUGGGACAGACAGACGCACAGACAGCCCCGCGUGGACGGCCGGGCGGAGGUGUCGGACGAGGAGGAGGAGGAGACGGAGGAGGGGGCUGGGCAGGGGCUGAAGCCCGGCGGGGGAGACAUGCGAUUGGCGACCGAGCCGAGCGGACGGACGGUGCGCCCGAGAUGCAGGUGAGCGAGAGGAUGCUGGCGGGGGGCGCGAGGAGCAUGCCCAGCCCCCUCCUGGCCUGCUGGCAGCCCAUCCUCCUGCUGGUGCUGGGCUCGGUGCUGUCAGGCUCGGCCACCGGCUGCCCGCCCCGCUGUGAGUGCUCCGCCCAGGACCGCGCCGUGCUCUGCCACCGCAGGCGCUUCGUGGCGGUCCCCGAGGGCAUCCCCACCGAGACCCGCCUGCUGGACCUGGGCAAGAACCGCAUCAAAACGCUCAACCAGGACGAGUUCGCCAGCUUCCCACACCUGGAAGAGCUGGAGCUCAACGAGAACAUCGUGAGCGCCGUGGAGCCCGGCGCCUUCAACAACCUCUUCAGCCUCCGGACGCUGGGGCUGCGCAGCAACCGCCUGAAGCUCAUCCCCCUGGGCGUCUUCACCGGCCUCAGCAACCUGACCAAGCUGGACAUCAGCGAGAACAAGAUCGUCAUCCUGCUGGACUACAUGUUCCAGGACCUGUACAACCUCAAGUCGCUGGAGGUCGGCGACAACGACCUCGUCUACAUCUCCCACCGCGCCUUCAGCGGCCUCAACAGCCUGGAGCAGCUGACGCUCGAGAAAUGCAACCUGACCUCCAUCCCCACCGAGGCGCUGUCCCACCUGCACAGUCUCAUUGUCCUGCGGCUCCGGCACCUCAACAUCAACGCCAUCCGGGACUAUUCCUUCAAGAGGUUGUACCGGCUCAAGGUCUUGGAGAUCUCCCACUGGCCCUACUUGGACACCAUGACACCCAACUGCCUCUAUGGCCUCAACCUGACAUCCCUGUCCAUCACGCACUGCAAUCUGACCGCCGUGCCCUACCUGGCCGUGCGCCACCUGGUCUAUCUCCGCUUCCUCAACCUCUCCUACAACCCCAUCAGCACCAUCGAGGGUGCCAUGCUGCAUGAGCUGCUGCGGCUGCAGGAGAUUCAGCUGGUAGGCGGGCAGCUGGCUGUGGUGGAGCCCUACGCCUUCCGCGGCCUCAACUACCUGCGUGUGCUCAACGUCUCGGGCAACCAGCUGACCACCCUGGAGGAGUCGGCCUUCCACUCGGUGGGCAACCUGGAGACGCUCAUCCUGGACUCCAACCCGCUGGCCUGCGACUGCCGGCUCCUGUGGGUGUUCCGGCGCCGCUGGCGGCUUAACUUCAACCGGCAGCAGCCCACGUGCGCCACCCCCGAAUUCGUCCAGGGCAAGGAGUUCAAGGACUUCCCCGACGUGCUCCUGCCCAACUACUUCACCUGCCGCCGCGCCCGCAUCCGGGACCGCAAAGCCCAGCAGGUGUUUGUGGACGAGGGCCACACGGUGCAAUUUGUGUGCCGGGCCGACGGCGACCCGCCGCCCGCCAUCCUCUGGCUCUCGCCCCGCAAGCACCUGGUCUCGGCCAAGAGCAACGGGCGGCUCACGGUCUUCCCCGACGGCACGCUGGAGGUGCGCUACGCCCAGGUCCAGGACAAUGGCACAUACCUGUGCAUCGCGGCCAACGCGGGCGGCAACGACUCCAUGCCAGCCCACCUGCAUGUGCGCAGCUACUCGCCCGACUGGCCCCAUCAGCCCAACAAGACCUUCGCCUUCAUCUCCAACCAGCCGGGCGAGGGAGAGGCCAACAGCACCCGAGCCACCGUGCCUUUCCCCUUCGACAUCAAGACCCUCAUCAUUGCCACCACCAUGGGCUUCAUCUCUUUCCUGGGCGUCGUCCUCUUCUGCCUGGUGCUCCUCUUUCUCUGGAGCCGGGGCAAGGGCAACACGAAGCACAACAUCGAGAUCGAGUACGUGCCCCGCAAGUCGGACGCAGGCAUCAGCUCUGCCGACGCGCCCCGCAAGUUCAAUAUGAAGAUGAUAUGAGGGCGGGGCGGGGGGGGCAGGGACCCCCGGGGCGAGCUGGGCAGGGGAAGGGGCCUGGCCGCCAUACGCUCGCUCCUCAGUCUUCCCGCCUCCUCCCUGCCCCUCCACACACACUCUUUUUCUUCCUCCCAGCCCCGCUCCCUGCUGCCCCCCAACCCCCCUCCACCGGCCCUCACCACCUGCCCCCUUCCUAGCAGGACCUCAACAGCCCAGUCCUGGGGACCCCACCUGCACAGGGGCACUCGUUGACAGACUGGAGUCGGAAGCUGACAGACCGACAUGCAGCACAGUCAAUAAUUCAAUAAAAAAAAAAGUUACGAACUUCCUCUGUAACUUGGGUUUCAAUAAUUAUGGAUUUUUAUGAAAACUUGAAAUAAUAAAAAGAGAAAAAAAACGCUAUUUCCUAUAGCUAGUCGGAAUGCAAACUUUUGACGUCCUGAUUGCUCCAGGGCCCUCUUCCAACUCAGUUUCUUGUUUUUCUCUUCCUCCUCCUCCUUCUCUUCCUCCUUUCUCUUCUCUUCCCCUAUGGGGAGGGAUCACUCAGGAAAACAGGAAAGGAGGUUUGAGCCCCGCCUGCCUGGGCGGCCGACAUGAGCGGGCAGCGGGGCAGGUGUGGGCCCAGCUCUGGGCUGAUGUUUGCAGGGAGCAGGUGGAGGAGACAGGGCUGCCUGAUGGGGGUGGGGGCUGUCUGCCAAGCUGCCAGGAAGCGCUACUGCCAGGGGCUGGGGGGGAGGCCUGGCUCGGGUGUGGCCGAGACUCUGGACAGGGGCUGGGGUCCUCCGGAGGACGGCACGGUCAGUGGAGAGAGCCAGGGGCUGGGGGGCGGGACCGAGGCCUAGCUUCUGGUUCCAGCUCUGCUGCUGACUUAUCAUGUGGCUUCCAACAGGUCGUUGACCCUUUCUGGGCCUCAGUCUCCACAUCUGUACAAAUGGAAACGUUACUCCCCGCCCUGCCUACCUCACAGGGCUGUUGUGAGGAAUUGAUGAGAUGAUGUAUGUGAAACACUUUGUAACCUGUAAAGCGCUGUGCACAUGUGUGGGUGA